This is a messenger RNA of Penicillium waksmanii, 1209 nucleotides long. Its product is annotated as ribonucleotide-diphosphate reductase subunit RNR2. Gene Ontology annotation, molecular function: oxidoreductase activity. The transcript has 3 exons. Bases 1 to 1209 code for a protein of 402 amino acids. Gene Ontology annotation, biological process: deoxyribonucleotide biosynthetic process. The record is from RefSeq and is a predicted model, not a curated record. Lineage: Eukaryota; Fungi; Ascomycota; Eurotiomycetes; Eurotiales; Aspergillaceae.
AUGGCCGCCCAACUCACCCCUUCGAAGCAGGCUGCUUCCUCCCUCGAGAACCUCAAGAUGAGCGACUCCCCUAUCAAGAAGCUCGACUUCGAGUCCGUCGGCAAGGAGAACUUCAAGCCCGUCGACGCCGCCACCACCGACAAGAUCGCCGAGAAGCCCCUCGAGGUUACCAAGGCUGCUCCUACUUGGAAGGAGCUUGAGGCCACUGAGCCCCUCCUGCAGGAGAACCCCAACCGCUUCGUUAUGUUCCCCAUUAAGUACCACGAGAUCUGGCAAAUGUACAAGAAGGCCGAGGCCUCUUUCUGGACUGCUGAGGAGAUCGAUCUCUCCAAGGAUCUCCACGACUGGCACAACCGCCUGAAUGAUGACGAGCGCUACUUCGUUUCUCACGUUCUUGCUUUCUUCGCUGCCUCUGACGGCAUUGUCAACGAGAACCUUGUCGAGCGUUUCAGCGCUGAGGUCCAGGUCACCGAGGCUCGCUGCUUCUACGGUUUCCAAAUCAUGAUGGAGAACAUCCACUCCGAGACCUACUCCCUCCUCAUUGAUACCUACAUCAAGGAGCCCAAGCAACGCACCUACCUCUUCGAUGCUAUCGAGACUAUCCCCUGCAUCAAGAAGAAGGCUGACUGGGCCAUCCGCUGGAUCAAUGACCGUGAGACCACUUUCGCCUCCCGUCUGGUUGCCUUUGCCGCUGUCGAGGGUAUCUUCUUCUCCGGCUCCUUCGCCUCUAUUUUUUGGCUCAAGAAGCGUGGUCUGAUGCCCGGUCUGACCUUCUCCAACGAGCUGAUCUCCCGCGAUGAGGGCCUCCACACUGACUUCGCCUGCCUCCUGUUCUCUCACCUGAACAACCGUCCCGAGAAGAAGGUUGUCGAGGACAUCAUCGUUGAGGCCGUCGGCAUCGAGCAAGAGUUCCUGACUGAUGCUCUCCCUUGUGGUCUGCUCGGCAUGAACGCCAAGCUGAUGUGCCAAUACAUUGAGUUCGUCGCUGACCGUCUCCUGCUCGCUCUCGGAAACCAGAAGUACUACAACUCCGCCAACCCCUUCGACUUCAUGGAGUCCAUUUCCCUGGCUGGCAAGACCAACUUCUUCGAGAAGCGUGUCGGUGACUACCAAAAGGCCGGUGUCAUGGCAUCCACCAAGAAGGAGACCAACGCCGAUGGCGAGCAGACCACUGCCAGCGAUGGCCUGAACUUUGACGAGGACUUCUAA